AUGCCACCACACGAAGGACUCGUUCAUCCCAAGGAGUAUGACAUCAAAGAUAGCAACGUGGAGCUAAUCGGCACCGACCUUGACCACCGCGUCAAAUACAACUCCGCCGUCACCGAGCCAGCCUGGAACAACGGCCAGAUCGGCCAAGAAGCAGGCCUCUUCAUCUGGCGAAUUGAAAACUUCCAAGUCAUCCCCUGGCCGAAAGAAAAGUACGGCCAAUUCUUCGACGGGGACAGCUUUAUCGUUCUGCACUCUUACAAGCUGGGCGAUAAGCUGGGCCACGAUAUUUUCUUCUGGCUGGGCAGCAAAACCACCCAAGAUGAAGCUGGAACAGCAGCAUACAAAACCGUCGAACUAGAUGAGUUCCUGCACGGUGCGGCAACACAGCACCGCGAGGUACAGGCGCAGCCCUCAGACGAGUUCCUUGCGCUGUUCCGCCACUAUGCUAUCCGGUCUGGCGGUGUGAGGUCUGGAUUCACGCAUGUUGAGCCGCAGGAGCGGGAAGAGAUUCUUACGCUGCUGCGUAUCUUUAAACAUCCUGGGAUUGCCCGGAUUGAUUCUCUUAUUGUUCAUGAGGUCGAGCCUACCUGGAAGAGCUUGGAUGAGAAUGAUGUCUUUGUCUUGGAUAAGGGGGAGAAGAUCUGGGUGUGGCAGGGGAAGAAGUGCAGUCCGAUGGAGAAGGCCAAGGCUGCUCAGGUGGUUAAUGAUAUGACUCUUGCGAAGCAUGUGGAUGUCGAAGUACUGUCACAGCUGGAGUCAAGGUCCAGGAUCAUUGUUGAUCUGCUAGGCGGGAAAGAGGAGGCUGGGUCAACCUUGGAAGCGCCUCGACCUGGUCGGUUUGCUAAGAAAGGUGGCGAGGAGCCUACCCGGCCACGCAAGUUGUUCCGGCUCAGCGAUGCUUCUGGGAACCUUUCGUUUGAUCUUGUGAAGGAUGGACAGCGUGUGGACCGGUCUGAUUUCAAUGGCAACGAUGUCUUCCUGUAUGAUGUCGGUAACAGACUUUGGGUCUGGCAGGGGUCUGAAGCAAGUGCCAGCGAGAAGGCGAUGUGGCUCAGGGUUGCUCAAUUCUAUGUUCGGAAGAUCCAAGAGAGCCAAGAGUCUUCCGAUGCCCAUCUUACGCCCAUUUCGAAGGUUGUGCAGGGCUAUGAAAGCCCUUCUUUCUUGAAGGCGAUUGAAGCCUGA
This is a messenger RNA of Penicillium salamii, 1182 nucleotides long. NCBI's taxonomy places the organism in Eukaryota, Fungi, Ascomycota, Eurotiomycetes, Eurotiales, Aspergillaceae. The record is from the annotation of a GenBank genome assembly.